Molecule: messenger RNA, 399 nt
Organism: Cicer arietinum (chickpea)
Lineage: Eukaryota; Viridiplantae; Streptophyta; Magnoliopsida; Fabales; Fabaceae
Source: RefSeq, a predicted model, not a curated record
AUGAUCCUACUAUGCAUAUAUGUCGAUGAUUUGCUGGUAACUGGUAACAACAGAAAAACAAUUGAAGAAUUCAAAGAAAUCAUGAAGGAUGAGUUUGAAAUAUCAUAUUUGGGCAAACUGAGCUACUUCCUUGGCAUAGAAUUUACUAAGACAGAAGGAGGGUUGUUGAUGCAUCAGAAGAAAUUUUCUGGAGAAAUUCUAAGAAGGUAUAACAUGGAUGGUUGCAACCUUGAUGUCACUCCAAUUGAAGUUAAUAUUUAUGGAGAAUCCAAAGCAUUAUCACUAGAUGACAGCCAAGAGGAUCAUGAGAUACAUUCAAUGCACACUGGAGCAAUGAAUUCUAUUUGCAACAGAAUUGAAGCAAGAAGAUGGAGACUUAGUAAGCUAUUUGAAUUUUGA